AUGGCGGCGAAAAAGAUCUACACCGUAUGGUCCCGAGAUAGAGAGAGGAAAACUUUAAUUUUGAUCGAUGAAAAUGACGUGGAUAUGUACAAAACCUUAAUUUUAAAGGCAUCCCAAAAGCUACAAGUUGACGGUUCAUCGUUAGCUUUGGAAUCUAACGGCACGCCAAUCGAUUCAGAAGUUCUACCGUACCUUAACCAGAUGGAUAUAUUGAUGUUAUUGGAAAAGAGUGAGACCUGGAAAUCAACCGAUUUAUUUUCUGUAGCAACAGGAAGUACGGUAACAAUCGCACAAUCGGAUAUCUCAAACUUGCUAUUGCAACCAUUUCCUGAAGGCGCCAUCUUUGAGGAGAGAGAAGUUCACCCAACUCCAACUGAAAAACCUGACUCUACACCUAUCGACAAUAUCGAUUUGACCUGCAAAGUAGAUUGCAAUUCAGAAUUUUUAUGGACUAAUUUUGAAAUCCCCUUAGAGAGACUAAAUAGUGAACAACUUGAAAACCUUGGAAAUGGUGUGAGAAAUAAACUCGAUAUUAAGUUUUUAGUCCAACUAAUUGUAAAUGACAUGAGACUAAUUAAGAAGGUCAUUCCAAUGAAAGCCUUCAAGAUUGUGGCUAAAAAACUUAUAGAUCGAUAUCCAUUGAUUUUUAGGGAUGUAGAUGAAGAUGGUGUUGUACUUGGGGAUGGAAGCCAUUCCUUAGUGAGCAAAUUAGUAGAAAGGAACAACUACUUAAACAGGCCACACAAAAGAAAAAGCACCGAAGCACAAUCUUCUCCAAUCGUUUCAAAAAAACGGGUUUUAAGCGCUAGAGCAGGCUGUGUAAAUUGGUCACCUGAGAUCGGCCACCAUGACAGUGAAAGCAUAAGCAAGUUAACUGAGAAUGCCGGAACUUCUGAUGAGCAAUUUGUGCAAUUAUUAGAAAAAACUUAUCCUCAAAUAAGAAAAGUGUUAAAUGAAGAAGAGCCACCCUUCUCUAAGCUAAUGGAAGAGUGGCCAUUGCUGUUCUCAAAAAAGGCAAUAUUUUGGCACUUCAACAAGCUAACGAACUCUGACAUCCAUUUAAUGGACCUCAUCACCAGCAAAUGCAAUAAAAUCACAUCAUUUUUAAAAACCAAGUUGAAAAAUGAUUUCGACGACACUAAUCUCGUAGAAAUUCGUACUAUCACAAAUAUUACGAAAUAUUUUAAAGAAGAUUUACAGAACCUUUUUUUAAAAUGCAAGGACUUACCUGAAAUUACCUUAGAGAGUAUUCCCCUAUCGCCAUAUAUAAUUCAGACUGGGGAAGAAGAAAACAUGCUUUACUUCGUGUACCUAGAGAGAGAGUUGGUGCAUCACGAUGGGUAUACCACAUUCAUAGAAGCUCUUAAAGUGUCAUUCUCCUUAUUUUUCAUUUUAAAUUUGAAGUAUCCUCGCAAUCUAUGCGCUACCAUGGAGUUGUUGCAGAGGAUGAUUCUGAAAAUACAUCCCGACGCUGGGUCAAAAUCUAAAAAAGUGUGUGCAACGCGAAAAAAAGUGUUCAAUUUUAUGAACAGUAUUAAAGAAGGUUAAUAUUAAUAGAAAUGUCUUCUUUUUAGUUUUAAGGAUUUUAUUA
Photinus pyralis (common eastern firefly) is the source of this 1591-nucleotide messenger RNA. RefSeq lists its product as uncharacterized. Bases 1 to 1548 code for a protein of 515 amino acids. The transcript has 4 exons. Gene Ontology annotation, biological process: apoptotic process. The record is from RefSeq and is a predicted model, not a curated record. NCBI's taxonomy places the organism in Eukaryota, Metazoa, Arthropoda, Insecta, Coleoptera, Lampyridae.